Messenger RNA from Helianthus annuus (common sunflower), 2967 nucleotides. RefSeq lists its product as uncharacterized. The transcript has 3 exons. The coding region runs from base 1 to 2967 and encodes 988 amino acids. The record is from RefSeq and is a predicted model, not a curated record. Gene Ontology annotation, molecular function: nucleic acid binding; zinc ion binding. Lineage: Eukaryota; Viridiplantae; Streptophyta; Magnoliopsida; Asterales; Asteraceae.
AUGGCUGAUGCAAGAAACGUCAAUGAGGAUGAUGACGCAACUCGGCAAGAAGCGUUUAACAAUAGGGUUACGGAGGUGGCGGAAGGGGUUAUGCAAGCCCACCUUCCGCGAUUAGCUCAAGAGGUGGAAAGCCGGGUUUUGGGAGUCGUAGAUGCUAUGAUGACCAGUAAGAUCGAGGAAUUGAAAGAACUAAUUGAGGGGUCUAGAAGUAAAGGCAAGGAACGACGAUGCACGUAUAAAGACUUUAUGGCGUGCAAUCCGGCAACGUAUGAUGGUAAAAUUGAUCCGAUCGCAUGCCAAAGAUGGAUUUCAAACAUGGAGGCAGUGUUUAUACGAAGCCGGUGUGAUAGAGAAGAUCAAGUGAUGUUUGCUACGGGUCAACUCACCCUCCAGGCAAAAGACUGGUGGGAUGCGCAUAGCAAGGAAAUAGGCGAAGAAAGACUCCAAACGAUGACCUGGCAAGAGUUUAAGGAUCCCUUUAUGAAAUAUCACUGCCCUCAGUCAGCCAUUGAUAAGAUUCAAGAGGAUUUCUUACGCCUCCGACAGAAGAACGAGACGAUAAAUGAGAUAUCAAACACUUUCUUGGAUAAGAUGAAGUUUUGUGGAGAGUUUGUGCAAACUGAAAGGAUGAAGAUUAACCGCUUUUAUGGCGUAUUAAAGGCAGAAUUUAGGGAGUUCAUCACUCCCUCGAAGUGUGAGACUCUUGAUGAGCUCAUCAAUCUAGCGCGGGAUAGAGAAAUCGAGAUCAAGAGGCAAGAAGAGCGUGGAGAAAAGAGACCCAAUGAAAAAGGUGGAAAUUCGACCCCGACCAAAAAGGGGAAGUAUCAAGAGCAAGGAAGAAAGGAUAAGUCGAAGAGUGGUAUCACGCCGUGCAAGACUUGUGGAAAACUUCAUACGGGGGAAUGUUUGUUAGGCAAGAAAGGGUGUUACAAAUGCGGUAAGGAGGGACACUCAUCUUAUCAAUGUCCGAGUAGCCCAAAAACUUGUUUCAACUGUUUCGAAAAGGGGCACAUCAAAUCUGAGUGCCCGAAACUCCAGCAAGAGUUGAAGAAGGAAGAUAAGAAACAAGAAGGUUCUAGGGCCAAGGGUAGAAUGUUCCAAAUUACAUCCGAAGAAGCCAAGUCUCACCCGAAUGUGAUUUCAGGUAUCUUUUUACUGAACUCCAUACCGGUUUAUGUUCUAUUCGAUACUGGAGAUACUAUGUCAUUUAUUUCGAAUGAAAUUAUACAACAUCCGUCCUUUAAGAUCGAACGAAUGCCAAUGCCAUUAGAAGUAGAAAUAGCCGAUAGCAAGAUGUAUAUGUUACAUGAGGUUUGUAGAAAUUGUAAAUUCACUAUAGAAGAUGAAGAAUUUGACAUCGACCUGAUACCCAUGGUUUUGGGGGAAUUUAAAAUGAUCGUGGGGAUGGAUUGGUUGGCGCGACACCAUGUGGAGAUUAACUGUGAAACUAAAGUGAUGGUUAUUCAAGCUCCAAGUGGAAAACAAUUAAGUAUUCAAGGAGAGAGAAACGUGGAAACCAAGUUGUGUACCUUGGUCCAAGCUUAUAAGUACGUACUUAACGGGAGUAGAGCAUACUUAGCUUAUGUAGGAGAUGCCCGACAAACCCUCCCGAAGCUUGAAGACGUUGAGGUCGUGAACGAAUUUCCGGAUGUAUUUCCGGAAGAACUGCCGGGACUUCCUCCCGAAAGGGAGAUAGAGUUUCGCAUCGAAUUAAAUCCGGGUGCGAAGCCUGUUGCGAAGGCUCCCUAUAGACUUGCCCCCACCGAGAUGCGAGAAUUAAUGACACAGUUGCAAGAUCUUCUAGAUAAGGGUUUCAUACGCCCGAUCAUGUCGUUUGGGUUGACGAACGCGCCGGCUGCAUUUAUGGAUCUUAUGAACCGGGUGUGCCGACCCAUGUUAGACAAAUCAGUAAUAGUAUUCAUAGAUGAUAUCUUAGUUUAUUCGCGAAGCAAAGCUGAGCACGCAAGGCACUUGCGAGAAGUACUCGAAACUCUCCGCAAGGAGAAACUUUACGCAAAAUUUUCAAAAUGCGCCUUCUGGCUCAGGGAGGUGCAGUUUCUAGGCCACGUGAUCAAUGCGGAAGGUGUUUUAGUGGAUCCAUCAAAGAUUGAUGCUGUAAUGAAAUGGGUUUCCCCGAAAAGUCCGACUGAGAUAAGGAGUUUCCUAGGCCUCGCGGGAUACUAUAGGCGGUUCAUACAGGAUUUCUCGAAGAUAGCUCUACCUCUAACCAGACUGACGAGAAGGAAAGAAAAGUUUGUGUGGGGUAAGGAACAGGAAGAGGCUUUUCGUAUACUGAAGGAGAAAUUGUCGAGUCCUCCGGUCCUGACGUUGCCAGAUGGAACUGAAGAUUUGGUUGUUUAUUCAGAUGCUUCCCAUCAGGGUUUAGGUUGUGUUUUGAUGCAAAGGGGAAAGGUUAUUGCUUAUGCGUCGCGGCAACUAAAGCCUCACGAGGUGAACUACUCAACACACGAUCUGGAAUUGGCAGCAGUAGUGUUCGCCUUAAAGAUUUGGAGACACUACCUAUACGGUGCGAAAUAUUAUGAUUGUGAUAUCCUCUAUCACCCGGGGAAAGCAAAUGUGGUAGCCGAUGCGUUAAGCCGAAAAGAGUAUCCGUCUCCUCUCCGUGUAAAGUCCAUGAAGAUGGUAGUUACGCCACGAUUACUUGAAACGAUACGGGAAUCUCAAAGAAAGUCUCUUGGAGCAGAAGACUUGAAGAAAGAAAGAUUAAAAGGCGUUAUUGAUAAAUUAGAAGAAAAUUCGACCGGACUCAAGACGCGAUUCGGCCGAAUUUGGAUACCCCGAUUUUGUGAAGUCAAAGCCGCACUACUCGAUGAAGCACAUAAGUCACGAUAUUCGGUCCACCCUGGGGCUACAAAGAUGUAUCGAGAUUUAAAAACCAACUAUUGGUGGCCGGGCAUGAAACGCGAUAUCGUCAAGUAUGUCGCAAAAUGCUUAACGUGUUCUUAA